Messenger RNA from Manduca sexta (tobacco hornworm), 4303 nucleotides. Its product is annotated as BRISC complex subunit FAM175B. Gene Ontology annotation, molecular function: microtubule binding; polyubiquitin modification-dependent protein binding. Gene Ontology annotation, biological process: attachment of spindle microtubules to kinetochore; protein K63-linked deubiquitination; mitotic spindle assembly. Gene Ontology annotation, cellular component: nucleus. Lineage: Eukaryota; Metazoa; Arthropoda; Insecta; Lepidoptera; Sphingidae. The transcript is spliced from 3 exons. The coding region runs from base 186 to 1370 and encodes 394 amino acids. The record is from RefSeq and is a predicted model, not a curated record.
UAUUAUCUGGUCAUACUAGUUGCUUAGCUUGUCACGUGAUCAUAGACGUCAUCCGCAGUAAAAUUUGCUAAAAUAUUUUUAUAUUUUAUUUAUUUAUUAUUAUUAUUAAAUCAAAUAAAACUUACCUAGAGUUUCAAACUAAAGCAUCAUAAGAAUUUAGAAAAUUGGAUGAUACAUAAAACGUAAUGGCUUAUACGGAGAAAGUGUCGCUUAGUGGUACCGCUUUAUCCUUUUUGUUGUAUGAAUGUAUAAAUUCAGGAAUCAGUCAGGAAGGAUUUCUCAUCGGCGACGUAACUUCUGAAAUAACUAAUCACAUAUCUGACUCUCAAAGUGAUAACGCACGCCUAGAUACACAAAUAGUAAUCAGAACUGUGCUACCGUUACCAUCAGUUUCGUUAUUUUAUUUUCCUACGGGGAAGAUAAAAGAGGACGUACUCGCGGACUUACUGUCUAACACAGCUAAUGAAGUUGUUGGUUGGUAUAAGUAUAGAAAAAACACAAAUAUUAAACCUACGUUCAGAGACAAGUUAAUAGCUAAAGGUUUACAGAAGUACUUUGAGAAAAAUCAUGGCAAAAAGACAUUUGUUACAUGCAAUCUUUCAAACAGGUCAUCAGCAACUGGAUCUACACACACAUUUACAUACAGGUUUGGCAAAAUAAAUUGUUUUGACAUGUAUGAAUACAUAGAGGAUGUGACAGGCAACUUGGGUGAGAAACAUGUUGGCUACAGGAGGGCACACCGACUUCCGCCACACUGCCUAUUCAAUAAAAUUGUGAAGGAAACAAAUGUGCAGAACAGCAACGCAGGUGAUGCCAUACUACGUAUACAACAAGCAGUGGAUGUGAGGUUGAUCCAAGAAGCCAAGAUUGCUGCCAAAAACGAGAGCACAAUAAGGGAGCUGGAAGCUGAAAUUAGGGAGAUGACUAAUAUCCUAAGAGAUAAACAUUCAACAGAAUUGCACGCAGCUUACAAUAAAAUUGUUGAGGAGAAGUUUAUGAAUACAGAAGCGGAAAUGGCUGAAGCAUGUGUGCAGGCUUUGAAAACACCACUUAAACUUGAUAUUUUGAGUGUAAAUAACAUACCAAUGAACAGUAGCCACAUAGCAGAAAAUGAAGUAAUUGAAGAGGUUACUGAAAAUGAAGUAAACAACAGAAGUACAAAUCCCUGUUUGAUAACCUCAAGCCCAACUAAACCAACAUUAAAUUAUGCAGCAGCUCUGAGAGGUAACCCGGAGGUGGCUUCAACAAGUAGGGCAAAUAACUAUAAUGAAGAUUUAAUCACAUUUGAUGUUGAGGACAAAAGGGUCAAAAAGACAAUCAUAGUUAAUGAAGAUGUGAAGUGUUUUGGUGACAGCUCACCUGAGUACUGAAGUGCCUUUUGUGUGUUAUCAAGUUACCAUAAGAUAACUACUUUAUUGGAUAAUUAUAUUUUUGUCUGUUUAUUCUGUUACUAAUUGCUAAUACUCAUAAGCCAAACAAUAUUUUAACUGUAGUUGUGGAUGAGUCAUACUGUGUGUAUCUAAUUGUUUAGCAUUUACUUUACACAAUUCUACCAAAUAUUAUGAUAAUAAUCUCAUUUCAUAUAAUUGUAAUAUUCAUUACAUAAAUUAUUCUCUAUAUAUCAUAUAAUGUUUCUUACUAAAAAUGUUGGUGCCAUUGUGUUCGCAUAAAAUAUUUGUUGUUAUAAUGCUUCAAUCAAUUUUUUUUCUUCAUAUAACUGUUUACUUUGUUGCCAUGGAUGUUUUAAACAUAUUGUUUUCAUUAUAAUUAUAAUGUGCCCUCAAGUCAUUCUGCUGGAUUAUUAUAUAUACAUGAAUAUGAAAAUUAAUUAGGAAUAUGUAACUGAGACAAAACAUAUUUUUAUAUAAAUCCCAAUAUUUUCUUUCCAAAUGAAUUAACCAUACUCAUAUAUUCAGAAACUAUUUUUACAAAUAGUUAUUUCUAAUUAGUGUUUCAUGUUUGGGGUGACAAAGGUGCUCGAUGUUCCGCUAUUUAAUAUGUAGCCCAUAUGCCAAUAUUUAAAUUACAUCAAUUUCAGUAACAGUGAUUUUCCCUUUGGGGGUGAGGAAGGGUUGGUGCAACCAGCGGGAGCAAAAAAAUGGUAGCUGAAUUUAAAGAUACACUUACACCAUGCGCGGCUUUGUAUGCGCAAGGCUUUUUUUAGGGGGGGAAAGGCGUUGUCAGGGCGGACGCCGCCUAACUAUGUCUCCCCUCCACUUAAGCUACACACAUGUCAUGGUCUUAAGCCGUAUCCAACUCACAGGAUAAAGUCUAAUGCGUUUGAAAUAGCGUACUUUUCAUAUGUUUGAUUAUGUAAGAUAUUUUAUGUCUAAAAGAAAAUAAUACGAAAAUUUAAUUCUAGCGUGAAAUCGGCAUCAAAAGAUAGGGCCGUGGUGUUGAUAUCGUGAGAGAGAAAUCUCUUCCUCCUCACGCAAAUUGCCGGUGACACUCGGUAGCGUUACAGUUUGCUAUUUCUUUUCUUUGACAGCUACCCUUUCCACCAAUUUUCAUAAGUUUUAUAAAUUAUUAUUGUGUGGAUUUUGAAAAAAAAAUCCACUAUAUUUGGGUUGACUUAAAUUUUCAUUAUUUAAAAAAGUAUUGUCAACUACUCAGUUAUAUUACGUAUUAAUUGUAUUAAUUUAAAAAUAUUAUACUUCUUUGUUAUUGUUAGGUACCAUUAUAUGGGAAAACAAUAUACUGAUUAUAAUAUUUAAGAUGAAAAAAAUGGCACCUAAUCAUAUAUUACAUGAUAUUUUGUAUAUUAUGUUAAAUAAAUACAACAAAUUCGUUUUAUAAAGCCAAAUUAAAAUUUUAUGCGAGCUUACUUGGACACCAGAAAGACAGUUUUAAGAAUUAUGCAGUCUGUCAACAAAGGCACGGAUGAGAUUAGGAGCAUUACGCUGCCAGGACUGAAUAAUAGCAAUAAUGGUAUUCAGCAGAAAACCCACCCACUUAAAAACAGUGGACAUAUUGCACGAUUCUUUAUGAUGCCAAUAUGCUAUUGUAAUUUUGCCAGAUUAUUCUCAUUAAUUUUAGGGGCAUGGCUACUAAAAUAUUCCUGUUAUCUUUUAGGUGAUAUCUUGAAAACUAUAAAUUUGCCUUAUAUCAAAAAGCUCCACUUAUUGUGAUUGUAAAUAUCUAUUUUUUGCAUUAAUACAUAUCUGAUAGUAUGUUUAAAGUCAUCUGUUCUAUUAAGUUUCACAUUAUAUUGUUUCCAAUACAUCACUGUACAUUAAACCCACUACUUAUAAAUAUGCAUAAAUACCUACUGUAUUUUAUUGGAAUGUAAAAUCAUUGUUUGGAUGAAUAAGUAAUAAUUUGUACAGAAUAUUUUUGUAAUAAAAGUAUUAGUAUUGUGUUAGUUAUUUUUAAGCAGUUCUGGACUUCAUUUGAAGAUCGAUUUACGUAAGAGUUUUUUGAACGAGUGCCGACGAGAACUAUUAUGUAUAAUUUUUCUGAUUUACAAAUAUACUUCUGUGUGUAAAUGUAAUAGCAAACUACCGAUUAUUCCCGCGCUGCGAAAUUUUAAAAGCUAAGUGUAAAACAGACCUUUUUUGUAAUCGACUAGCUUUCGCUUGCGGUUUCACCAACUAAAAGAGUUUUACCGGGAUUUAAAAUCCACUAUAUGCUUUCUCGGGAUAAAAUGUAGCCUGUGUCCUUCCGAGAGUCUCGAACUAAAUCCUUACAAAAUUUCAUAAAAAUCCGUUCGGUACUUUUUGCCUUUAUGGCAUUCAGAUAGACACGAGAAGGGUCUUUGUUUUACGUAUAUGCAAGGAUAAUUUUCAAUACUUGUAAACCCAGACGCCAGGGGAACCUUUGAAAUAUGUUUCAAACUAAUUUAUUUAGUGUCCCAAAAAAAGACAACUCUUAUGUGAUAUGUAAAUAAAUUUACACACUUUAACUUCCUCGUGCUCUACAAAGAAUAAUCUCUAAAACAGUGCUAUUGUUUACUCGACUGAUGCGCGUUUUUUGAGAUAAUUUAAAGCAAGCGAAAGCCACAACCGCGGCACAGGCUAAAGGAUUAUUACCGUUUAAUAUCACGUCGUCCGUACAAUAAACUCUUUACGUGUAAAUUAACUAUUUACCAACUAAAAAAAACAAUAAACCAUUGUGGACUCACAUCAAACGAAUGUUGGUCACGCAAAACUUAUCGUAAAAUAUUGCAUAUAAUUGAACUUUUCGUGAAGUUGUAACUGGAAACCUCUAAAUUAUAUCUUUUCUAUAGCAUGUACGACAUAAGAUCUAUAUAUUUGAUCUUAACAAAUUAGAAUCUGGUAUAAUAAAACAACCAUAUCCUAACAAA